UAACACAUAUAAACCAGGUGACGAAUUGUCCUUCAGGGUCUCCUCCUCCUGCGUGCCGCUGAAAGAGUUAAGAAGAUUUGGCAGCAAACAAGCCAGCCGGUGAGGGAGGACUUGGCUUCCGGUGGGCAGAGGCAGUCGGCUCACUUGCCCGGGAUUAAGUGGGAUCGGGAGAGAUUACAGCCCUCCCUCUCUCUGCCUCUCGUUCCCUGCAGCUCGAUGAAAGUGUAGUCCAGUCUCCGGGGAUUCAUUUCCCAGCAUAUAUACAUUUUGCUGCACCAGAAUCGCUGCUAUAAACUUGCAGGAGGAUAAAAGCUUGGGCAUUCCUGAGAAUUCAGACACAAAGGUCUUUCUGGUCCUCGUAAGCAGGCAGCAGGUGGUUGUGGGUCAAAGGUCGGGGGUCCAGUGACUAUGAGGCAGGCUGUGGAGGCUCAGGUGUUAAACCCCCACUGUGAGCUAGGAGAACACGGCCUGCGUCAGAUCCUUACGGAUGUGAUCGAGGAGGUGAGGAAGUCUGUGAAUCAGGACAUCGAUGGAGCGGAGAUCCUCCACAGUCUGAAAGCCCCCUGGCUGCUCUCACUGAUCAAGGUUUACGAGUGUCUCCAGACGUUCCUGAGUGAUUCCCCAGCUCCGGCUCUGGACUACGCUUCAGGACUCUCACUCCAGUUGCUGAUUGACAUCAGAUCGUUGCCGGGCUGCUCUGAAGAGGCCAAAGAGCUUUACCGCCUCCUGAGACAGCCUCACCUGCAGGCUCUGCUCUCGGCUCAUGAUACGGUGGCCCAGAAGGACUAUGAGCCGGUUCUGCCUCCGAUGCCCGACGAGCUGCCGGAGGAAGAGGAGGCCACCAGGACCGUCUGCUUGGUGAAGAACAAACAGCCUCUGGGAGCGACUAUUAAGAGAAACGAGAACACGGGGGAGAUUUUCAUCGCCCGGGUGAUUCACGGAGGUCUGGCUGAUCGCAGUGGGUUGCUGCAUGCAGGGGACAGGAUCGUAGAGGUGAACGGGUUCCCUGUCGACGGGAUGGAGCCAGAGCAAGUCAUCCAAGUUGUGCAAGUGAGGGCGCAGGGCACCAUCGUGUUUAAAGUCGUGCCCAUCACAGAGAGGCAGGUCCACAACCAGACCAUGCUGUACGUGCGGGCCAUGGCGGACUACAGCCCGGAGCAGGACCCCUCCAUCCCCUGCGCCGACGCCGGGAUGAGCUUCAAGAAGGGCGACGUUCUGGAGGUGGUGGAUCAGACCGACGCCCUCUGGUGGCAGGCCAAGAAACUGCCCGACAACUCCUCCUGCGCCGGACUCAUCCCCUCCACCAACCUGCUCAAACGGAAGCAGAGGGAGUCCUGGUGGUCUCAGCCUUAUCAGCCGAACGCCUGCAUACACACCUUGAGCACUGUAGAGGAAGAGGAAGACAUGAUGGCCAUCGAUGACAAAUGUGUAGAAGCAGACGAGGAGGCAUUUGAAUCUGAGGAGGAUGAUUUCAGUAGCAGCACUGAAGGGGGUUUCUUAGUGGGCUUCAGGCGCAGCAUGCGUCUGUGUCGGCGGCGGAGUCACAGCACCGCCCAGCCGUCCUGCCCCCCCCGCUGCCCCAACAGCUGCUGCAGCGCCCUCAGCAGCCCGUACGAGGAGGUGGUGCGCUACCAACGCCACCCGCAGGACACACACCGCCUCAUCACACUCUUAGGUCCGUCUGGUGUGGGGGUGAAUGAACUUCGGAGGCGCUUGAUUGAAAUUAACCCGAAAAUCUUCCAGGGAGCGGUACCUCACACUUCAAGAGCACCCAGAGAAUACGAGGAGUCCGGCAGAGAAUAUCAUUUCAUCAGCCGAGAAAUCUUCGACAACAUGAUUCAAAACAACAGGUUUCUGGAGUACGGCGAGUACAAAGGAAGUCUGUACGGCACCAGCGUGGAGUCUGUGAGGGAGGUCUUAAACAGCGGGCAGAUCUGCGUCAUGGACAUAGAGCCAAAUGCCAUCCCGGCAGUGAGGACCCACGAGCUGAAGGCCUACAUCAUCUACGUGAAGCCUCCCCCCCACGAGCGCCUCAAGGAGACCAGGCGGGGGGCGCACGUCACCACCAACUACUACGUCAACCGGCCGUUCAAAGAUGAAGACUUCCAGGAGAUUGAAGAAUCCGCCCGUAAAAUCGAGUCUCAGUUCUGCCAGUUCUUUGACCACGUGAUCGUUAACGACGAGCUGCAGGACUCGUGCGUCCAGAUGCUGACGGCGGUGAGGAAGGCGCAGGACGAGCCGCAGUGGGUCCCCGCCAGCUGGAUACGACCCACCAGCACGUAAGGGUGGAGGUGGAGACGGAGGCGAGGGGGACCAGAGAAAUGGGACCACCGAACCAUGACAAAAAUCGUAAUUUGAAUCUAAAGGCAACAGAGAUUACAGAUUAAGUGAGAAAAGGAUCAAUGCCAUAUCUCUAUCUCAGUUUGUAAUCAUCAUCUUGUUACAGGCAGUUUACGUGCCCUUCUCCACACUCUUUUACACAUACCUGCGAAAAUAAUCUGAUUUGAUGUUUACAUACUAGAAGUGGUUUCUUGUUAAUUGUGUUGUUUUUCAUUUUUCAUUUGUCGUUUCUUUGGGUUUUGCUAAAAAUGUGUCAUUGCAUGCCAAAGAAAACAUUUAUUAAACCUGGCACAAAAAAUACACUGUUGUGUCCUUAUUUAAUUAAACUGAUGUGAUGAUAUACAUAAAAGCAAUGAUGUUGUAAUAUUUCUACCUAUUUGUGACAUUAAUAAACCACUUCUGAUAGUAAUGCUUUAA
Messenger RNA from Trematomus bernacchii (emerald rockcod), 2757 nucleotides. Its product is annotated as MAGUK p55 subfamily member 4-like. Gene Ontology annotation, molecular function: protein binding. Lineage: Eukaryota; Metazoa; Chordata; Actinopteri; Perciformes; Nototheniidae. Bases 409 to 2283 code for a protein of 624 amino acids. The record is from RefSeq and is a predicted model, not a curated record. The transcript is spliced from 22 exons. Gene Ontology annotation, cellular component: adherens junction; plasma membrane.